AUCAAACCUAAACAAAUCCUUAAUUAUCAUCUGUCCAUACAACUGCCGAAAUGGCAGCACGAGCGCUAGGACGACUCCGUCCAGACAGCUCUGCGCUGUUCGUUUGCGAUGUCCAGGAGAAAUUUCGUCCUCUCAUCGCGGGCUUUCCCGUCGUCAUAGACACCGCACGGCGUAUGGUCCAGGCUGCCAACGCGCUAGACAUUCCCGUCAUGGUCACCGAACAGUAUCCCAAAGCGCUGGGCUCCACCGUCUCAGAGGUAGCUGGGGUGCUGCCGGCCAGCUGCCCAGUCAUAGCCAAGACCCUCUUCUCCAUGUGCACCCCUGAUGUGGACGCAUGGCUAAAGUCCAAACCAGAUGUGCGACAGGUGAUGCUACUGGGUAUUGAGGCCCACGUGUGCGUCUUCCAGACCUCCCUGGAUUUGCUGGAGCGGGGCUACGAGGUGCACCUGCUGGUGGACGGCAUCUCCUCAUCACGACCCCACCACCGGGCGGCGGGGCUGCAGCGGAUGGCACAAGCAGGUGCCCUCAUCUCAAACAGCGAGAUGGCCAUGUUCCAGCUGGCCGCCGACUCCAAGCACCCUCGCUUCAAGGAGAUCAGCGCGCUGGUGAAAGAGGGCCAGUCGACGGAGCCCUUCCAGUUCACAUCCGCUUUGUAAACCCUUUUUUUAUUGAGGGAACGGACGAAGAGGACGUGGGCGUACUUUCAAUGCAUGUACAACGUCGUAUUACCGAGUUUAAAAGCAAAUCCUCAAGCUAUGAAAGGGAUCAAGUAGAGGAAAGGGCAGGAAGGAGUUGGGCUUUCGUUAUUGGAUUUAAAUGGAGAGAUGGGCUUUAUUGCAGGGGGAGAGGGAGUUCAGUUCACUGCAGCAUGUUUGCCCGUCUGUCCGUCUGUACAAACUGGAGGGCGGAUACCAGAGGACGGCGGAACGAACCCGGGAUUACAUUCCUUGGUGGUGAUGGUGUUGGUGAUGGGUGACUACUUCGGGAGUAGUUAGGUGUGAGGAGCUUGGAGAAGGUUAUGGGAUUCGGGAGUUAAAGGUGGACGGGGGGGAGAGGGACAUGGAGGGAAGCAGGAGGGAAAUGGGACAGGCAGCAGGAGAGGUGUGUGGGGUUGCUUCAGCCUACCGGCCGACGCACUGACCUUAACGACCUCACCUACCUGAACGCCAGCUGCAAAAGUUGGCCGCUGAAAAGGUCUUCGUAGAUGCUGGCGGAGCGCAUUGGCGCGUAUUUGUGGACGAUAUGUAUCCCAUACUAUGGACAGCUCCUACACCACCAGCACGGAUCAGAUGUUGAUGAGAUUGAGAUCGGAGCUGAGGUCUCCAGAAGGAGCGGAGAGACGGAUUUAGGCAAACGAGCAGCAGCAGGCUAAUUUGCAAGCGGCUAGGCAGUUAGGGUUUCUGUAUCCUUGGUGACUUCUUUCAUUGUGUACGCACACAUGCAUGAGUGUACAUGUUAGUUUCAUUUUGAGCGCAUACAUACAUACAUAUACAUGUGUUUGCAAUUGCUCAUGUAAAGCUGCUACAACGG
Messenger RNA from Volvox carteri f. nagariensis, 1530 nucleotides. RefSeq lists its product as uncharacterized. The coding region runs from base 51 to 656 and encodes 201 amino acids. NCBI's taxonomy places the organism in Eukaryota, Viridiplantae, Chlorophyta, Chlorophyceae, Chlamydomonadales, Volvocaceae. The transcript has 3 exons. The record is from RefSeq and is a predicted model, not a curated record.